AUGGCUUUAGCUAUUGAAGUUUCCACAAAUGUCACUGAAUUCCCUUAUGAGAAGAGAUAUCCUUCCACAAUGAAACUUGAAGAUUUUAAGUUAAAAUUAGAGCUUAUUGUUGGCGCAGAGGCUAACAAGCUCAGACUUGAACUUUUUGAUAAAGAUGGAAAGCUCGUUAAAUCACUCACUGAAGAUGACAAGACUCUGGAAGAACUCGGUAUUAAGUCUGGGAUGAGAGUUCAUGCAGUUGAUUCAACUGGAGGCAAUGAAGAGUUAAAAGACGAUAGCAUGGUAGAGAAAUAUGAAAUGAGUGAUGAAAAAUACUCACAAAGAACAGACAGUGUUCGAGAAUUCAAAAAAAAAAUGAUGGCUUCUCAGAAAGUUCAAGCCAACGAUAGUACCGCAAAAGCGGCCAAUGAUGAAGCUGUGAAGAAAGUAACGGUAGGAUCUCGAUGUGAAGUGAGAAUACAAGGACAAAUGGAACGCAGAGGAGAAGUCAUGUUUGUUGGUCCCACAAAAUUCAAAGAUGGUGUAUGGGUAGGAGUUAAGUAUGAUGAACCAUAUGGCAAGCAUGAUGGAAAAGUCGAGGGUGUUCGGUAUUUUGAAUGUAUGGACAAGUACGGAGGAUUUGCCAGACCAUCAAGCGUGUUUUGCGGUGAUUUCCCACCUCUUCCCAUUGAUGACAUGGAAGAGUUCUAA
Molecule: messenger RNA, 690 nt
Organism: Auanema sp. JU1783
Lineage: Eukaryota; Metazoa; Nematoda; Chromadorea; Rhabditida; Rhabditidae
Source: the annotation of a GenBank genome assembly